AUGUCAGGAUUGUUGACAGGCAGUUCGUUUAAGAGGCAAUUCCCAGAAAUCGACACGCAGAAUGGCGGCAGUUCGUCACUCCAAGGAACGGUGGUGGCUAUCUACGAAAUCGGAUGCUUCUUUGGUGCCAUUUUUGCUUUUCUAUUCGGCGAACGCCUCGGCAGACGAUGGUCAAUAAUUCUUGCAUGUUUGGUGCUUAGUGUCGGUGCUAUCAUUCAGGCCACCGCCUAUGGCAUUCCGCAAAUGAUUGUGGGACGAACUGUUGCUGGACCAGGCAAUGGGUUAAAUACUGCAACUAUCCCUGUGUGGCACUCAGAGCUUAUGAAGCCUACCCUAAGAGAUCGAGGUCUGUCGAUCGAGCUGGCUACCAAUAUCUUCGGGGUUAUGCUCUUCUACUGGACUGGUUAUGGAAUGAGCUUUGUCAAUAAUGAAUCCCAGUUUCGCUUCCCGAUUGCCUUCCAGAUACUCUUUGCUCUUGUAACGAUACUAUUUAUGUUCUUCCUCCCUGAGAGUCCGCGUUGGGACCACCCCGUCAUUAUUGCCGAACUACAGGAGAUCGAGCACGCUCUCCAGAAUGAGCGAGAAGCUGCUAGUGGCACAACCUUCCUCGCUCUCUUUAUGAAAUGCCCACAGCGAUUCCGCCGCCGUACUCUUCUUGGUAUAGGCGGUCAGUUUAUGCAACAGCUCUCAGGCAUCAACCUGAUCACAUACGUUCGUCUAUUCCAGGAUCUCCGCAACAGCUUCGGCGUUAUACUAACAGUAAGACGCACCGGGUUCAAUGGCGUUGCAUACUUUCUGUCCUCCCUCCCUCCAAUCUGGCUACUGGACCGCCUCGGACGUCGCAAGCUUAUGCUCUUCGCCUGCGCUGGUCAAGCAAUGUGCAUGGCUAUUGGCCCGCUGACGUUGUACCUUAUAGGUACGGUCGCAAAUGGCAGCAAGUCUGCCGGUAUCGGCGCUAUCGUUAUGCUUUUCCUCUUCAACUUCUUCUUCACGGUCGGCCUUCUCGCCAUCCCGUGGUUGCUACCGGCGGAGUAUGCACCACUCGCUAUCCGAACGAAAUCUGCCGCUUUAGCGACAGCGUCAAACUGGAUCUUCACCUUCCUCGUAGUCGAGAUCACGCCUGUUUCGAUCAACAGUAUCAAAUGGAAGACGUAUAUCUACUUCGCCAUCUUCAAUGCCGCAUUCCUACCAUUGAUCUGGUUCUUCUACCCAGAGACGCAAAAUCUCUCGCUCGAGCAAGUCGACAAGUUGUUCGUUGGUGAUAAGGUACUGCUUCACUGGAAGCCAAGUAUGGGCGAGCGACAGGGCUCGUUCGCUCUUGUGGCGAGGCCCUCUGAUGAA
Coniosporium apollinis CBS 100218 is the source of this 1341-nucleotide messenger RNA. RefSeq lists its product as uncharacterized. Gene Ontology annotation, molecular function: carbohydrate:proton symporter activity. Gene Ontology annotation, biological process: transmembrane transport; carbohydrate transport. Gene Ontology annotation, cellular component: membrane. The record is from RefSeq and is a predicted model, not a curated record. The transcript is spliced from 7 exons. The annotation marks the transcript as partial. NCBI's taxonomy places the organism in Eukaryota, Fungi, Ascomycota, Dothideomycetes.